CUAGCACCAUGGCGUCCGGCUGCAGGAUUGGCCUUUCCAUCCUCAACAGCGAACUGGCCAGUUUAGGGGCAGAGUGCCUUCGGAUGCUGGACUCUGGAGCCGAUUAUCUGCACCUGGAUGUAAUGGACGGGCAUUUUGUUCCCAACGUCACCUUUGGUCACCCUGUGGUAGAAAGCCUCCGAAAGCAGCUAGGCCAGGACCCUUUCUUUGACAUGCACAUGAUGGUGUCCAGGCCGGAACAGUGGGUAAAACCAAUGGCUGUAGCAGAAGCCAAUCAAUAUACUUUUCAUCUCGAGGCUACUGAGAACCCGGGGGCUUUGAUCAAAGACAUUCGGGAGAAUGGAAUGAAGGUUGGCCUUGCUAUCAAACCAGGAACUACAGUUGAGUAUUUGGCACCAUGGGCUAAUCAGAUAGAUAUGGCCUUGGUUAUGACAGUGGAAUUUGGAUUUGAAGGGCAGAAAUUCAUGGAAGGUAUGAUGCCAAAGGUUCACUGGUUGAAGACCCAGUUCCCGUCUUUGGACAUUGAGGUUGAUGGUGGAGUAGGUCCUGACACCAUCCAUAAAUGCGCAGAGGCAGAAGCUAACAUGAUUGUAUCUGGCAGUGCCAUUAUGAGGAGUGAAGACCCCAGAUCUGUGAUCAACCUGUUAAGAAAUGUUUGCUCAGAAGCUGCUCAGAAACGUUCUCUCGAUCGAUGAAACCACAAGGAGUCCAGUGUUUCUGCUUAUGAGAUCUCCUUUUUAUUGGAAAACAAGAAUAUUGACUACCAAAUCGUACCACAGUUGAGGCAGUGCUGCUUUUCCUAGCAAUUGUUCAUUCCAGUGACUAAAAUCCACUUUGCAGAAUGUUCCAAGAGGUUAGAAAUUGUUGUGUAUUACGUUUUCAGUGAUGGAAUUUAAAGAUUAGUGUGGUAAAAUACCAUUUUUACUGGGAGACUUGAUUUUUAUAAAGAGUAAAAAUAUGGCUGUAUCAAGGUUAUGAACAGAAAUUUGUCUUAAUGCCUAAGGAAGGCAUAUUAGCUACUAUGAAAAAAAUUUUUUUUCUGUAUUUCUAAAAAGAGUUUUCUUUGCUUCUUGGCUUUUCUGAAAGCAAAGGAAGUCCUGUUUUUCCUGUUUCGUGUCAUUUUUGAUUUGUGUAUUUGCGUGAUAACUAAGUUUGGAUCUGGCGGGGAUGGAUGGCUCUUCUAGCUUCGAAAACAUCUAUUUUUUACUUUGCACCUUGUAUUUGAUACAUAAAAAACCCAGUGUAUUAUGAAGUCCAGGGAUUUUCAGGUGGUCUGUUGUAAAACGCAAGCACAAGUUU
Molecule: messenger RNA, 1299 nt
Organism: Delphinapterus leucas (beluga whale)
Lineage: Eukaryota; Metazoa; Chordata; Mammalia; Artiodactyla; Monodontidae
Product: ribulose-phosphate 3-epimerase-like
Biological process (GO): pentose-phosphate shunt; carbohydrate metabolic process
Molecular function (GO): D-ribulose-phosphate 3-epimerase activity
Source: RefSeq, a predicted model, not a curated record